Messenger RNA from Tilletiaria anomala UBC 951, 7630 nucleotides. RefSeq lists its product as uncharacterized. The record is from RefSeq and is a predicted model, not a curated record. Gene Ontology annotation, biological process: phosphatidylinositol phosphate biosynthetic process. Gene Ontology annotation, molecular function: 1-phosphatidylinositol-3-phosphate 5-kinase activity; ATP binding; metal ion binding. The coding region runs from base 384 to 7460 and encodes 2358 amino acids. Lineage: Eukaryota; Fungi; Basidiomycota; Exobasidiomycetes; Georgefischeriales; Tilletiariaceae. Gene Ontology annotation, cellular component: fungal-type vacuole membrane; endosome membrane. The transcript is spliced from 10 exons.
CCUACUUCAAUGAAAGCCGUGUUCUCGUUGACGACGGCACAGAUAAAGUGGACAUGGAUGUGUCAUGAGUUUGAACAUGAGGUGGCGAGCAGAUCACGCCGAAAAGUGAUCGAAACACCGCAGACUCACUUCACGCAACGGACAGAGAGAAGCGGGAAAAGUGGAGCUUUGCCUACACGAUCGGCUUCGGUAUCUCAACUUGGGCCCACGUUUUGCUACAUAUGAGCAGACGGUCACCUUCAAUCAUGCGUGGUGACCGCGAGAACUGCUGCUGAACGACGGCGCCUUCGCCAUAAGGUCGCCCUCCCGCCACCUGGAUCCCUAGCCGAUGGAUGACUGACCGGCCCACGGCCGGCGCUAGCGAACUCAACCGAGCAGUCACGAUGGCGGCCGCUUCAGGCGUCGGUCUAAAUGACUCUGAGCGGCUCACGAGCUUUCACUUUCUCAAGGACAAGGAUGAUACAGCAGAGGCUACAUUCACUUUCGGGGGCGUUGGCGACUUCUUCAGCAAGGUUCGCUCGGCCUGGGUCGCUGGAACUGCACCCAAGGAUGAUGCACGCGACGGUGCAGAUGUUGAGGCUCUGGACCCAGUGGCUCCGCAGUGGGCGGAUGUCAGAUCUCCAGGAGAGGCGGAAAUCAUAUGCCUAUUCCUGCCAAGUCGCGAAGGCAGCGUUACGAACGAUGGAGGAAGCAGCAAUCGUGCGCGAAAUACGCCAGCGUCAAGCACGAUGCCAUUCAAGGGUAGAGUCAAAGUGCAGCCAAGCAAGUCAGAUCCGAAUUCUUACAAACGAGGGCAUCGCCAAGCUCCUUCACUUGCGCUGCGCACCAUUGGAUCGAUUGGGCUGUCCAGCUCGGCUGUCGCGUCCAUCACCCCGGCUGUUGCGCUCACGUCUAAUCACUUUUCAUACCUCGCUGGAGCUCCGUCCAUGGUCGAUGCUAGCAUGAUGGUGGAAGAUGGUGUCAGCACUAUAGCUGAUAGUCCUUCGAUCAGCGACCGAUUGCCACAGGGCGAUGGAGAUACCCAGCUCGAUCACAGUGACGAUGAUGCGGACGAAGGCGAUGUACUUGGCUCACUCAAUGUCAACCGACGGUCGGCGUACGGCCUUGGGCUGCACAGGACCCCGUCUCUACCAUCUUCGGAUUCGAUAGCAAACGGAAUGUGGGGCAUGUCCACCAUUCCAGGAUUCCCGCUAUCACGCGGCACGCUGGCAGACGAUGCGCGCAGUAUACACAGUAACAGUGCAGCUUCAACACGCCAGCGCGGGUUGGGUAGCAACAGGUACGACUUUCAAACGGCAAGUAGUGACUAUGGUGGACGGACCACGCCGACGAGCAGCGCGGCGGUACACGGUCUACAGACAAGCGCAGACGCAAUCUGGCGAAGGAUCAGAGGCGAAGGCCUUAGUAAGAAAUUUUGGAUGGCCGAUGAGAAUGUCAAGGAGUGCAGGGAAUGCCUGUCCUACUUUACGCCUUUCAGACGAAAGCACCAUUGCCGACUCUGCGGCCAGAUCUACUGCAGCAGAUGCGCUUCACACAUCAUUCCCGGUGUCCGCUUUGCCAACGAUGGAAUGAUCAGAGUGUGCAACUUUUGCAUGCGCAUGCUGGAAGAGUACGAUGCGGAGGAGGCGGGCUCGACGUUCGGCGGCACAGUGCCCGUUCAUGGCGAGGUGUCACUCCAUAGGCGGCCUUCACUUCGACAUACAUUCACCGGCACCACUAAGGUGCUUCCGGGCAUGAUCUCUGCACCGCUCGAAGCUCAGGUCAAAGCCCCGCAGUCACAGUUCGCUGCUAAUCAUCUCUUCGCACGAGCCAACAUCAAGUCCGAUCAUGGGAUUCCCCAUGGAGCUGUCGCUUCUAUUCUACGUCAGCACGAACGUGACAUACGUGCUUCAGAGCUUGGUGCGGAUCAUGGCGGUGAGGUGACCCCUGGGGUACCCGACGCAGUCAACACCGCCGAUGUACUUGCCUGCUCGCAAGAAGGCGCGCUUUCAUCAGCGCACGACGCGCCAGCGCCGUUCCGGAAAGCGUUGAGAGAGGAGCCCAGCCCGACAUUGGAUGCAGAGGAUCCAGCUCCUGAUAGUCCUCACCCGGCAAACGAACCGUCUUCCGGUUCGAGAGCAGAAGAAGCGCACCAGCAACCGUCCACACGGCCUUCGCUCGCAACGCAAGCGGCUGUGUCGCAUGCCUUGAACAUUCCGUUCCCGAAAUUGUCCACGACCGGCGACAUCGCUUCGGAUCACAAUGUCGCUGCCUUUUAUCAGACUGACAUCUCAAGCGAUCCAAGAGUUCGACUUGUUGGUGAGGGGCUCUCGCACACACGGACUCGCUUGCGAUCCCGCGCCGAUCUGCUUCGGGAUGACGAUAGUCUUCCUCGCUCCGAAGGCCGGCACUACAUGUCCCGCAAGGAGGGCACGCUUGGGUUCCAUCAAGAACCUUCCUCUGCGACUUGGCAGACUGAGCUCAGCAGCGCAAGCCUCGCUCACUUGACCACCAUGGCACGCCAGACACUCCAGCAUGCUAAAAUCAAGGACGUUGAUGAUUGGAGCAAGGUCAUGAUUACUCUCGCGCUCAAAGCAAUUACUCGUGUCAAACCAAAUGCACGCGCCGGGGAAGGUAUGGGCAUCCGUGGAUACGUGAAAAUCAAGCGCAUCCCAGGGGGCAAACCCUCGGACACACAGUAUGUCGAAGGCUUUGUUUGCAGCAAGCAUGUUGCCACCAAGAAGAUGGCGCAGAGCUUGCCGCUGAGCCACGCGCGUGUUAUGGUCAUACAGUUCCCGAUCGAGUUUCAUCGACCAGACACUCAAUUCGUGUCCCUGGAGCCGGUCAUCGCACAAGAGCAAGAAUACACACGACUCCUUGUUGCGAGGAUCCUCGCAUUACGCCCUCAGCUCCUCGUGGUGGAGAAGACGGUCUCACGUCUGGCCCUUGAGAUGCUCGAGGAUGCCGGUGUCAUUGUGGUCUGGAGUCUCAAGGCAAGCGCCGUGGAGGCCAUCAGUCGCUGUACACAAGCCGAUAUCAUUACUUCGGUCGACAGACUAGCACUAGAACCACGGCUUGGGCGCGCAACAGCAUUUGACGUGCAGACAUACAACAUCGUUGGGGUGCCAGAGGCCAGCAAAUCUCUCAUGCGCUUCGAAGGUCUGAAUCGGAAUCUCGGCUCGACAAUUCUUCUUAGGGGUGCAGGACCUGAGAGCUUGCGUCGCGUCAAAGUCAUCCUCGACCUCUUGAUCUUUAUCGCUUACAAUUUGAGGCUCGAGGAGCACCUUAUGCGCGAUGAGAAUGCAGCCUUGCAGCUUGCGCGAGAGCUUCAAGAUACCGAUGAAGUAGUCGCAAGCACGCGAAUUUUGGCAGCUGCCAAACGCCAAAAACGGAUGGCACAGCAAGAAGCGCGAUGCAUCGAAGGAGCGGGGCUAUCUUCCCGAACGCAGCACAUCUUGCAUAUGUACGAUGGAAUACUCGUUAGCGCAUCUGCUGCCGUCAGAGUGCCGCCUCCUUACCCACUGGCCAAGAUGAGGGAGAUCGCCGAUCAUCUCGCGCACCUCAAAAAGCUGUGCGAUGAGGAGGAGGUGGCACGUAUACGUGCAGAAGAGCAGCAUGACAGCGCUGCUAUGACGCCUAAGGCUGAAAAGUCCGCAGCCGAGGGCGGACUUGACGUGUCAUCGGGAAAGUCCAGUGCUUGUCCGUCUCCGAAAUCGAAGGCAUUGGACCUACGAGCCAUCAUGCAAAAGCCAGAAGAGGUUGCUAGGCGCGUCGAGUUCGACACGGAAAGAGCUCGAUUCAGAGCUCAGAUGCGUAGCUGGGAGCAAUACUUGGACCGCUGUCCCGAUGCUGUUACACCCUUUGCUCAUCAACGGCUGGUCAUGCUGGCUGUGACCUCGUGUUCGAGCACAUCGAGUCCCUGCAGUGGCCCAUCGCUCCACCAAGUCGAUUACUACGGCUUUGGCGACGAGACGCUCGGCCAGUACCUUGAACGCCACUGCAAUGAUGCUGGGCUCAUUUGCCCUGCUAACGGCUGCGACAAAGAAAACCUUCUGCACUACCGUAGCUACGUGCACAAUGAUACGAGAGUACAGGUCAUGAUGGAGCGCUUCGUGUGUCCCAUCCCUGGGAGCGAGGGUCGCCUCUUGGUCUGGUCGUACUGCAAAGAGUGCGGAGUCGCCACUUCAGUGUCGCCCAUCAGCGAAGAAACGUGGUCGUACUCUUUCGCCAAGUAUCUCGAACUACAUUUUUACGCUGCUGACAAUUGUCGCACAUCGGUGUGCACCCAUCAUUUUUUUCGGGAUCAUGUUCGCUAUUUCGCGUACCGGAACCUUGCCAUACGCUUCCACACUGAUCCUAUUCAGACCCUUGAGGUCACAAUGCCAAACUUGCGCCUGCUCAGCCGGCCUGACUUGCGCUGCAAGAUGAAGAAUGACGAGGCAUUAAAGCUUCAACAGAAGAGUAUGGCAUACUGGAAUAGCGUGCUUGCUCGUCUCGAAGCGUUGAGCGUUGAAGUCGGGGUCGAACGCGAUCAAGCUACGCGGCAAAAUGGUCAAGCGAUGCUCACUGACUUGAUGGCAAGGUUCAAGGAGGAUUCUGACCAGAUGGACUCUGCCUUGCGCAAGGCAUACUUGCAGAGCUCGGCAACCACGGCGUUGUCACUGAACGUCGUUGUGCGACAACUUCAGGACAAGGUCGUUCAAUGGGAUGUGGCAUUUGUCGAAUUCGAGCGAAACUUCCUCCCUUGCGAAAAGGACGUCCGGCGCUUGACAGCGAGUCACCUGAAGCGCAUGUUUUCGGAAAGGGAGAACGCUGAGAGACUCGGAGACAGGCUGCCAACGGCAGCUGAGCUGGACGAGCAUGCGGGCGACAGCUCAGAAGCACCUUCAAGGGCUGAAGGCGCGAGCCCACCAGUCGGCACACUGCCAAACGAUUCAUCUCUCACCGUCGGGUCCGAAAUUGCGGCGCAGGGCAUACCACAUCCCAGAUCGUCUGCACCUCCAGGGUCUCCAAGGCGAGAGGGCAGCGCAGCAGUUGCAUGCGGGGGGAAUACGUCAGCGGACGAAUCAGCGGUCGAAAGCCUGCGACCCCGUCUGCCCCGGCCCCUUGCUCUUGAUGAGAGCUCCUGUACGGAGAACGACUUGAGUAGCAACGUCUCCGGAUUGGUGAAACGCUUUGAGAUUCCGGCUAAGGGGAAAUUAUUUGCAAGUUCAGCUGCUGAGGAUACUCCUAGGCUUUCGGCCUGUCGGCCUCAUAUGCGACGCCUCAAGUCCGAGCAAACUCCUGGCCCAGUGAAGAGGAUCGCAAGCAUACCUCAUCCCAUGCACUCUGACAAUGAGGACGUCAGGACGCCGGCAGCGCAUAGUCAAGCAACCACUCCUACUGUAUCUCGACGAGGCUCCGCUCGUGAUAGUCCGAUAGCGCGCACAGCAGGUGUGCAGCGUACGCGCUCCAACUCCAGGCGGCUCGACGGUGAUAGAGCCCCUGUCGCCAAAGCAGGACCGCCUCCGAGCAGCUAUCGUCCCCCUCGCAUGAAUGAGACUGCGCGUAGCGGGCGCUCGAAUAGUCGUCCAAGUACAAACCGCUCGGGAGGCACCUUGAGCCGCAAGAAUUCGUCUGAUAAUGAGCGCUCCCAGCCCCAAGGGCCAUCAGGAAGUAUAGUCAAGCAGCGUCCAAACAGCAAAGAGGCUUCGAAAGACACAGUCUUUCCCAGCCGCUUGCCAACGAGCACUCGCAAGGAUACAGCGGGGGCCAGAAGCAAAGUCUCAACAAUUGCGCGGCACUUUGAUCGCAUCAGUCGGGAAGCCGAGCGUGAGCGAGAGCACCAGCGCCAGGCGAUGGCAUCUCGCGCUCGCCGCGCGAGGCCGGUAGCAUUCACACAGGCCCGUGUCGAGGUCUUUCGCAGCGUUCGCGAUGCUGUUAAGGAUGAUGAGAGCGAUAGCGACCGCAGCUCGGAAAGCUCCAAAGCAGGCGAUGCUGAAGACGAGGAUGAAGAUGGCACUGAUUCAGAAACAGUUGCAGACCAUUCAACGGCCAGCCAAGUUGUUCCGCCCACCGCUGCCGGUGAUGUCGAUCCCGGAGAUGAUCGACCAGACAGGCUCACCCCUCCCACGGACGUCAUGACAAUCCAGACUCGCAUGGGCGGCGAGAAGGGCCAGGACCCUGAUGCGAGUUCUGUUACUAGUCAGGGUCAAUCGUUCAUGUCGUCUACACUCCCAACGCACGCUCGGAGUUUCCUGCUCUCGGAUGGCGAGACGUCGGGCUACGAGCGAGGUUCUCUCAUCAAGGCGAUCUCAGGCCUCUGGGCCGUGCGCGGUGGAGAGCCUGUCCCGCUGUUGGAAUAUCCCAUGCUCGCAACGGAGCAUGUGUUUGCAGACUCGCAGAUCAUUGUGCGCGAGGACGAGCCCUCGUCCAUCAUCGCAUUUACGCUCAGUUCCAAGAACUACUCGGACAAGCUGAAAAGUCUGCAGAGCAGCACUGCACGGCUAGCGGAUGUGGACGAGUCGUUCAUGCCAGGGGACACGACUGAGAGUGAAGGGUGGGGCUUUGUGAAUGCGCCCAUGCCUUCCGAACCGAAUGACCUAGAGAUGGCCAUGAAGCGAGCGGGAGGGACGCAUUUCCGCUUUGAGUUCGAAUCGGGCUCGUCAAGCUUCUGGUGCCGCAUUUUCUUUGCCGAACAGUUUGAUGCGCUACGCCGCUCGUCCGGGUGUGGAGAGACGAUUAUUGAGUCGCUCAGUCGUUGUCUCAAGUGGGACAGCUCUGGCGGUAAAUCAGGCGCUGCAUUCCUCAAAACGCGGGAUGACCGAUUGGUCGUCAAGCAGCUCUCGCGAUACGAGAUGGAUGGGUUUUCCAAGUUCGCGCCUGCGUAUUUCGAUUACAUCGCCAACUGCUUCUACCGCGACCGGCCAACGACGCUGGCAAAGAUCUUUGGCUGCUUCCGCAUCGGCUUCAAGAAUCCGCAGACGGGCAAGACGCUGAAGAUGGACUGCCUUGUGAUGGAGAAUCUAUUCUACGGGCGUGAGAUGAGCAAGAUCUUCGAUCUGAAGGGCAGCAUGCGCAAUCGUCACAUCCAGCAGACGGGCAGGCCAAACGAGGUGCUGCAGGAUGAGAACCUGGUUGAGCUCGCUCAUCAGAACCCGCUAUUUGUGCGAGAGCACUCGAAGCGGCUGCUCAGGGCUGCCCUCUGGAACGACAGCCUGUUCCUGGCAGACAUGAAUGUGAUGGACUACUCGCUCGUCGUUGGCAUGGUCAAGGACAAGUCGGAGCUCGUCGUGGGCAUCAUUGACUUUGUCCGCACGUACACUUGGGACAAGCGCGUGGAGAGCUUUGUCAAAGAGGCUGGCUUACUCGGCGGCACGGGUAAGGGCGAGCCGACGAUCAUCACACCGCGGCAGUACCGCAGCCGCUUCCUCGCCUUCCUCGAUCGCAGCUUUGUGAUGACGCCUGACGCGUGGUUGCCCUCGACUUGGGCGCAUCAGUAGAGUUUGUUCGUUGACCGUUAUAUCCAUCCUUGACUUGCGACUCCCAGCAAGCAGAGCAUGUAGCAUGUUCGAUGGGAUGUCAGUAGGGCAAUGUUCACAGCAUGAAUUGGUCCGUAAUAUGCACUUUGUUGUACUAGCAUAUAAAGGUUACAGCAACCAUAUGAUGGUCA